Capronia coronata CBS 617.96 is the source of this 1119-nucleotide messenger RNA. RefSeq lists its product as uncharacterized. Bases 1 to 1119 code for a protein of 372 amino acids. The record is from RefSeq and is a predicted model, not a curated record. The transcript is spliced from 2 exons. Lineage: Eukaryota; Fungi; Ascomycota; Eurotiomycetes; Chaetothyriales; Herpotrichiellaceae.
AUGACAGUGCAUAAGCAGACCUUGUUUGUCAAGCCCUCCCUGGUGCAGCGACAGCUUGACGGGGCCUUGGUUUCUUAUGGUCCAGGAGCCGAAGUUACAAGCCUCGAAUUUCCCGAUCUGAAAGCUGCCUUGGACCGAUCUCCACCUCCAGAAACCCCAUCGACUUCUAUCUACACGGUUAUUCUGGCAGCCUUCGCUCUGGAAAAGCUUGAUGUGGAGCUACAUGACCGGAGAUUGAGCUGUAGUAUCCGACCACCUCCCCAGAACCCAGGAUGCACAACACCAAUCUGGACAUUGGAAGUUGGAAACAUGGCGCCUGUGACUGUGGAAUGGGACCUCACAGCCCGGCUACACCACAUUUUGCCAGAGAAUAUCAUCUUCAGUGCUGCAACAUCAAGAUCAAGAGUUACACAAGCAUGGGCCCUGAAAUUCAUUACCAACACGCUGAAAGAAACUGGAUGCAAAUUGAUCUCCCUGGACAUUGUGCCGUCAGACAGCAACAAGCGAACAAAGGCCCUCGCUCGCUUUGAGACUGUCACAGACGCUGCACUUGCCUUCUCUCUGGCUCACAAAUACUUCCGACAGCUGCGUUCAAGACUGUUCCUUGAGCAAGUCAUCACUGUCAGCAUCCCAACCAUGCCGGAGAUCUGCUAUGCAUUGAGAGACCCGAUUCUGGCGGAAUGGCGACGAAGCAACAAAGCAGUCCGGAGUUGGAUCCAUCAUGAAUGCCGAGACAAGGCUGUACUCCUGAUAAGUGGGGCCAAUCCCCACGCUGUCGCCGAGCUCAAGGUCCGAUUUGAGCAAUUGUUGGCUGGCCAGCUGAUUAUGGCAGAUACUAUGGGCAAUAAAUUGUGGAAUGACUUCUUCUACACCGAUGCUGGACUGUCAUAUCUCAGUUCCCUCAGCCAGUCUCGCCUGUUGUUUGUGCGCCGAGACAUACGAACACGUCAACUCAUCAUGUACGGAGCAGACAGUCUCUACGAACGUACACGGGCCUCCAUCAUUGCCACGCUCCUGCAGUAUGAGCAGUCCUUCCAUUUCAUGACGCUGAAUGAGGCCUUGUGGAAGAAGGCUCUGUCAGGAGGCUUCAGCCUUGUCGAGAGCGCCAUGGGCAAAUAA